Messenger RNA from Gorilla gorilla gorilla (western lowland gorilla), 4680 nucleotides. It is a transcript of the gene ZNF276, whose product is annotated as zinc finger protein 276. Gene Ontology annotation, cellular component: nucleus. The record is from RefSeq and is a predicted model, not a curated record. Gene Ontology annotation, molecular function: zinc ion binding. NCBI's taxonomy places the organism in Eukaryota, Metazoa, Chordata, Mammalia, Primates, Hominidae. The coding region runs from base 150 to 1994 and encodes 614 amino acids. The transcript has 11 exons.
GCCCGCCCGCCCGCCUCGCUUUGCUUCUCGCUCCGCCCCUCCCCCGCCCCGCCUAGCUUCCAGCGCGCCGAGCGGAGCCUAACGCCGGGUCCUCUAGGAACCUCGGGCCGGGCAGCACCCGCGGGGUUCUGCUGGCGUCCUCCGCUGCCAUGAAGCGGGACCGGCUGGGCCGCUUCCUGUCCCCUGGGGCGUCCCGCCGGUGCGGGGCCUCGGACGGCGGCGGCGUCAGCCGGACUCGGGGCCGCCCUUCCCUUAGCGGCGGGCCGAGGGUGGACGGGGCGACGGCGCGGCGCGCCUGGGGCCCGGUGGGGUCCUGCAGGGACGCGGGCGAGGACGGCGCGGAUGAGGCAGGAGCAGGCCGGGCUCUCGCCAUGGGUCACUGUCGCCUCUGCCACGGGAAGUUUUCCUCGAGAAGCCUGCGGAGCAUCUCCGAGAGGGCGCCUGGAGCGAGCAUGGAGAGGCCAUCCGCAGAGGAGCGCGUGCUCGUACGGGACUUCCAGCGCCUGCUUGGUGUGGCUGUCCGCCAGGACCCCACCUUGUCUCCGUUUGUCUGCAAGAGCUGCCACGCCCAGUUCUACCAGUGUCACAGCCUUCUCAAGUCCUUCCUGCAGAGGAUCAACGCCUCCCCGGCUGGUCGCCGGAAGCCUUGUGCAAAGGUCGGUGCCCAGCCCCCAACAGGGGCAGAGGAGGGAGCGUGUCUGGUGGAUCUGAUCACAUCCAGCCCCCAGUGCCUGCACGGCUUGGUGGGGUGGGUGCACGGACAUGCGGCCAGCUGCAGGGCCCUGCCCCACCUUCAGAGGACACUGUCCUCCGAGUACUGCGGUGUCAUCCAGGUCGUGUGGGGCUGCGACCAGGGCCACGACUACACCAUGGACACCAGCUCCAGCUGCAAGGCAUUCUUGCUGGACAGUGCGCUGGCAGUCAAGUGGCCAUGGGACAAAGAGACGGCGCCACGGCUGCCCCAGCACCGAGGGUGGAACCCUGGGGAUGCCCCUCAGACCUCCCAGGGUAGAGGGACAGGGACCCCAGUUGGGGCUCAGACCAAGACCCUGCCCAGCACGGAUGUGGCCCAGCCUCCUUCGGACAGCGAUGCGGUGGGGCCCAGGUCGGGCUUCCCACCUCAGCCAAGCCUGCCCCUUUGCAGGGCCCCAGGGCAGUUGGGUGAGAAGCAGCUUCCAUCUUCAACCUCGGAUGAUCGGGUAAAAGACGAGUUCAGUGACCUUUCUGAGGGAGACGUCUUGAGUGAUGAUGAAAAUGACAAGAAGCAAAAUGCCCAGUCUUCGGACGAGUCCUUUGAGCCUUACCCAGAAAGGAAAGGAGUCUCUGGUAAGAAGAGUGAAAGCAAAGAAGCCAACAAGUCUGAAGAACCAAAAAUUCGGAAGAAGCCGGGACCCAAGCCCGGAUGGAAGAAGCAGCUUCGUUGUGAGAGGGAGGAGCUUCCCACCAUCUACAAGUGUCCUUACCAGGGCUGCACGGCCGUGUACCGAGGCGCUGACGGCAUGAAGAAGCACAUCAAGGAGCACCACGAGGAGGUCCGGGAGCGGCCCUGCCCCCAUCCUGGCUGCAACAAGGUUUUCAUGAUCGACCGCUACUUGCAGCGCCACGUGAAGCUCAUCCACACAGAGGUGCGGAACUAUAUCUGUGACGAAUGUGGACAAACCUUCAAGCAGCGGAAGCACCUUCUCGUCCACCAAAUGCGACAUUCGGGAGCCAAGCCUUUGCAGUGUGAGGUCUGUGGGUUCCAGUGCAGGCAGCGGGCGUCCCUCAAGUACCACAUGACCAAACACAAGGCUGAGACUGAGCUGGACUUUGCCUGUGACCAGUGUGGCCGGCGGUUCGAGAAGGCCCACAACCUCAAUGUACACAUGUCCAUGGUGCACCCGCUGACACAGACCCAGGACAAGGCCCUGCGCCUGGAGGCGGAACCACCACCUGGGCCACCGAGCCCCUCUGUGACCACAGAGGGCCAGGCGGUGAAGCCCGAACCCACCUGAGGACGGCAGUGAGGAUGAGCACCUCUAGCAGCCUGGACUCCACAGUGGCUGUGUCAGCCUCACCCUUCGUGUGCACCCGUAUGGGAGGGUCGGAGGGUGCUGCCCGCCCUUGGUACUGGAGGCGGGCUUGGUGUAUGGCUCAAGUAGCCUUCCUCUGCUCUGGGACCAGUGGUUUAUUUUCCCGCAAACGCUGAGUGACUUGGGGCCAGACGGUUCAUAAAUAAUUGAUUCCUUUCCCCACUAAAGCAGUCGAGGAGAUUUGUAAUCCACUUUUUAGUGCAACAAGAGCUCCAUGUUAUGCUCGUAAUAAAUUAUUUUACACGGGAGCUGGGCUGGUGUGCAGUGGCAGGUCCCAUCAGAAAAGAUGAGGCUCCUGGGACAGGUCAACGUCAGGGGCAGCCUGCUGUCUGCUCUGGAGGGCAGCGAUCACCUCUGGGUCGCAGUCCCCACGAUCCACCAGCAGCUGUGAGAGAGGAGCAGGUCCUCAGCCCAUGCCGCCCACUAGGCCUCAGAUCACAGGGGAGGGGCUCUGGCAGAAAUAGUCGAGUUGUAUUGCCAGCCAGGCGGGCACAUGGCCCAGGCAGCUGUCAAUUCUCAUGUCCCCCGCGUGGCCCAAGGUGGGCAUCUUGAUGUUACCUCUGCCAUGUGUGAGAAGCUCUUUUUCGGGCACCGAGGUAUUAACUGCAGCAGAAAAAGACGAGCUUUUGUUAUCAGUUCCACGGGGUUUCCCUAGAGAGAAAACAGGCAAACUCACAGGUUAGAAGACAUACAGAAACAAGGCUGGUGUGUCCCCCAUAGUCUGCAUGCUGUGCCGGAACAUUCUUUGGCAGAAGGAGCCUCAGGCUGGGGGGAGCUCCCCUGGAGAUGGGAUUGGCCCUUGCACCUGCCUGACCCUGGAGCUCCAGGCUCCUGCCAGCUGGAGGUGAAACUGUGCUUGUAUCCCCAGCCACGAAGAGCUGGACCAGCUUCAGGUACAUGUCGACAGCAACAUGCAGGAAGGCCUCUUCCCUGAUGGCCGCGUCUUCAUGGAAGUAGGAGAGAAGACUAGAGGUAAAGACAUAGUGACAAAUGGCUACAGACUGCUGGAAAGGUAGCAGGUGAUGCCAAGGGAUACUGCUCAUCUGUGGAGCAGAGGCACAGGCAACCCUUCCCAUCCGGCGGGACCCAGAGGUGCUGAGAUGGGGGUCUGGGAAACACUGCCCCAGCCCUGACCAGCCCUGUGGGUGGAGGUACCUGUAAAAAGCGAAAGGCAGAAGCCUGGUGUGCUGAUCCGGGGCCACACGGAGGAGGAGCCGCCCCAGCCUGAGGUCUGCAACACCAAGAAGUGGCUCAGGCAACUCUGGACAUCUCUGCCUAUUAUCAGUGCUGGGGACACCCCUGCGGGUCGGGACGUGUACCCUGGGAGGCCUGGCUGUGGGGAUAGUGUGGGGCGAACAGCCUGAGCUGAGGAUACCCGGGUACCUGUCAGCAGCUGGGAGAGGAUGGGGGGUCGACCUCUUGCAGGAGGGUGAGUGUGGUGCAGAGAGAGGCAGUCCCCAUGAUAGGCCCACUGGUCCUGGGGUUGACCACUGAGCCAGUAAAUUAUCUUAUUGCUUUAAACAAGUUUGUACUUAAUCUGUCCCAACUAAAAUGGAGCUUAUAAACUUACUUAGCAAGAGCAUAAACUCAUAGAAAUGAAUUAGUGAACCUCAAGGAGGGCUCGUUCUUAACCAUUUGAAAGUUGCCUCUGAAAAGAGCGGCCCUCCGCAUUUGUGCCUCAGCAGCGUGUUUCUUACCACUCUCUGUCAACUGAAAGAGUGCCAGCCAGGAUAUCUUCCUCUUCUCUAAACACUCGAGGAUUGCUGCACAAACGUGGAAAGCCUUUGGCGGGUCUGUGGCGCUCUGUAAACCGCGGGAGACCAACCCUGAGAAUGGCCAACCUGGUGCUCCCAUGGGUAGGAGGGUACAGCCCUCAGCACAGAACAGGGCAUUUCCUCUUUGCUUAUUGAAAGUCUUAAAACUGGUGACAGUUUUACCUAUAGAAGGUAAUACUGGGCCUCUGGACAGAAGAGGCUCAGGUAGGAGGCCAGGGACUUCAAGCACCCACACCAAGGCUGCUGCACCACGUCCUCAAAUAAGACAUUAAAAGAAAGGCCCACAGGCCGGAUGCAGUGGCUUAUGCCUGUAAUCCCAACACUUUGGGAGGCCGAGGUCGGCAGAUCACUGAGGCCAGUUCAAGACCAGCCUGGCAAUAUGGUGAAACCCCGUCUCUACUAAAAAUACAAAAAUUAGCCGGCUGUGACAGGCUCACGCCUGUAAUCCCAGCUACUCGGGAGGCUGAUGCAGGAGAAUUGCUUGAACCCAGGAGGCUGAGGCUGCAGUGAGCUGAGAUCACACCACUGCACUCCAGCCUGGGUGACAGAGUGAGACCCCCAUCUCAAAAAAAAAAAAAAAAAAAAAACCCACGGCCUGGGAGUUCUCACUCACACUUCCGCAAACACAAGGAGCUCCUGAGCUAGUCUGGAAACCCUGACUUGGAAGCCGGCUGCCUGGUGCCCCUGCCUGGCCCACAGUGGGAGAGGACACCUUGGCUGGUAAGGUCUGACUUACAUUUGAGGUCAGCUGUGACGAGAGCAGGCCCAUCAAGGAGAAGAAGAAGAGGAAAACCAAUAGCUGUAAAUAAAAACGUGCACUUAUUACAUUAAAA